AUGUCUUCUCUUCCUGAAAUGCAGUAUCGUCAUCUCGGCCGGACAGGGCUGAAGGUUUCUGUCAUCUCACUUGGUAGCUGGCUCACCUACGGUGGUCAUGUUGGAAAUGAAACCGCGUUUGAGUGCAUGAAGACUGCAUAUGAUGCCGGCAUCAACUUCUUCGAUACUGCCGAGGUCUACUCAGGUGGACAAUCGGAGAUUGUGCUCGGAGAAGCAAUUAAGAAAUUUGGAUGGAAGCAGAAUGACCUGGUGAUCUCUACCAAGAUCUACUGGGGUAAAGCUAAUAGCGCCAAUCCCGACAAACCACUCAAUAACAACGGCCUCUCAAGAAAGCACAUUAUCGAGGGUAUGAACCAGUCUCUCAAGCGACUGGACCUUCCAUAUGUGGAUAUUGUCUACGCCCACCGCCCAGACCGUGACACACCAAUGGAAGAAGUGGUCCGGGGCUUCAACUACCUCAUUGAUAACGGCAAGGCCUUCUACUGGGGUACGUCGGAGUGGUCCGCCAGCGAGAUCUCGGAUGCCUGGCGCAUCGCCGAUAGACUGGGUCUCGUGGGGCCUGUCGUCGAGCAGCCACAGUAUAACCUGCUUGUUCGCGAGCGCGUGGAGAAGGAGUACCGCUGGUUGUACGAGGCACAUGGACUCGGUCUGACAAUCUUCUCGCCGCUGAAGGGUGGUGUUUUGACGGGCAAGUACAAUGGGGCUGCAGAACCACCGGCGGGAUCAAGAAUGGCGGAGUCUGAGGAUGGAUAUGUGAAGGGUUGGCGCAAGACUGUUGGGAAUGAUGCGUGGACUAGGCAGUUGGAACAGACGGCUGCUUUGAAGCCUAUCGCCGAGGAGUUGGGUAUUACAACUGCUCAGCUUUCUUUGGCGUGGAUUUUGAAGAACCCUAAUAUCUCUUCUAUGAUUACUGGUGCUUCGCGACCGGAGCAAGUGCUUGAUAAUAUUCGUGCUUUGGCGGUUGCGGAUAAGUUGACUCCGGAGGUGUUGGAGAAGAUUGAGAAGGCAGUUGAGAACCAGCCAGCUGAGGAGACACGGAGGUUCUAG
Messenger RNA from Penicillium odoratum, 1047 nucleotides. RefSeq lists its product as uncharacterized. The transcript is spliced from 3 exons. The coding region runs from base 1 to 1047 and encodes 348 amino acids. Lineage: Eukaryota; Fungi; Ascomycota; Eurotiomycetes; Eurotiales; Aspergillaceae. The record is from RefSeq and is a predicted model, not a curated record.